Molecule: messenger RNA, 1641 nt
Organism: Lolium rigidum
Lineage: Eukaryota; Viridiplantae; Streptophyta; Magnoliopsida; Poales; Poaceae
Product: 3-ketoacyl-CoA synthase 6-like
Exons: 1
Coding region: 13-1476 (487 amino acids)
Biological process (GO): fatty acid biosynthetic process
Cellular component (GO): membrane
Molecular function (GO): acyltransferase activity, transferring groups other than amino-acyl groups
Source: RefSeq, a predicted model, not a curated record
UGAGUAUACACCAUGAGCUCUUCGGUUCAGCCCAUGCGCCUCAAGGCCGCAUACCAGCGAAUCGUGGACAACUUCCAGUCCCUUGUCAUCGUCCACCUCGCCGCUGCCUCUCUCGUCGCCCUGGUGCAUCUCGGGCCAGAGGAGCUGACCAGCCUGCUCCGUGAGCUUCAGCCCGUGCACCUAUUCUUCGCCGGCUUCCUCCCGGCCGCGGCGGUCGUCGUCUACCUAAUGCUUCGUCCGUGCGCGGUGUACCUGGUCGACUACGCCUGCUUCCGUACCCCGUACACCAGCCGCGUCCCCUUCGCCACAUUUCUCGAGCACAGCAAACAAUCUCCGACCCUCAACAGUCGCAGCUUUCGUUUCAUUUCACGCCUGCUGGAGCGCUCGGGGCUUGGGGAGGAGACCUGCCUGCCCACAGCGCAGCACUGCAUCCCGGCGCACAAGUACUGCACCAUUGACGAGGCUCGCGCCGAGUUCGAGCUCGUCGCCUUCUCGGCGAUCGACGACCUCCUCGCCAAGACCGGCAUCGCACCAGACGCAAUCGGUAUCCUCGUCGUCAACUGCAGCCUGUUCUGCCCCACGCCAUCCUUGGUCGACAUGAUCAUACACAAGUACAACCUGCGCGGCGACAUCCGCAGCAUGAACCUCUCCGGCAUGGGGUGUAGCGCGGGGCUGAUAUCCGUGGGGCUCGCGAGGAGCCUCCUGCAGGUCGCUCCCCGAGGAUCGCACGCGCUGGUCGUCUCCACGGAGACCAUCACCCCGAACUACUACGUCGGCAACGAGCGCGCGAUGCUCCUGCCCAACUGCCUGUUCCGCGUCGGCGGAGCGGCCGCGCUGCUUUCGACGUCCCCCGUGAACGCCCGGUUCCGCCUCAAACACCUCGUGCGCACGAACACCGGCGCUGGGAACGACAGCGCUUACCGGUGCGUGUUUCAGGAGGAGGACGACGAGGGGAACGUCGGGAUCAACCUCAGCAAGGACCUGAUGGUCAUCGCCGGCAAGUCGCUGGAGGCCAACAUCACCAGGAUCGGGCCGCUCGUCUUGCCGCUCCGCGAGCAGCUUCUGUUCGCGCUCUCCCUCGUUGCGCGGAAGGUGUUCCGCGCGCGAACCAAGCCUUACAUCCCAAACUUUUCCAAGGCGUUCAAGCACUUCUGUAUUCACGCCGGUGGCCGGGCGGUAAUAGAUGAGCUGCAGAAAAGCCUCUCACUCUCCGACGAGCAGGUGGAGGCGUCGCGGAUGACGCUGCACCGGUUCGGAAACACGUCCAGUAGCUCGCUGUGGUACGAGCUGGCCUACGUGGAGGCUAAAGGACGGAUGCGCAAGGGUGAUCGCAUUUGGAUGAUCGGAUUCGGCUCAGGGUUCAAGUGCAACAGCGCGGCGUGGGAGUGCAUCGAGCCUGCCCCUAAUGCCGAUGGGCCAUGGGCCACGUCCAUCAACAGGUAUCCAGUGGUCAUUCCCGACGUGCUAAAGCACUAGCUGCUUAGCGCAUCCACAGUGUUGUCAAAUGCUAAAUGUGCCACGUAAUAAAAAAUAGCUAUGAUACCAAAUAGCUAAGUUUACCACAAUGUGUAGAUUGCCAAAAAAAUUAAUGUUCUCUCCCAUGGCCCACAAUAACUUCGUAUGUUUGAGAUGUUUGCAAAA